GUUAUAGCAUGCGAUUUAUUUGUUUUAUCGAUAAUCAGUUGCUACGGAUAAUUUGCUUUUGCAAGGUUUGAAAUAAGUUAUUGCUAAAUAAAGAAUAAAGGUUCAUGGCUGCACCUAAAGCUACCACAAUCAAAGAAGCCAUUAAACGGUGGGAGGACAAAACGGGUCAGAAUUCUGCUACAGCCACUGAAGUUAGCUUAGUGUUCCAAUGGCCACCAAUCGAAAAGAUGGAUAACACUUUAGCCACGCUUACUAAUUGCGAAAAAUUGAGUUUAUCUACAAAUAUGAUAGAGAAAGUAACUGGACUCAAUAGUUUGAAGAAGCUUCGAAUCCUUUCCUUAGGACGGAAUUACAUCAAGUCUUUUACUGGAAUGGAAUCUCUAGGAGAUACAUUAGAAGAGCUAUGGCUAUCUUACAAUUUAAUUGAAAAACUAAAGGGUAUCAAUGUUUUAAGAAGCCUUAAAGUGCUUUAUAUGAGCAACAACUUGGUGAAGGAAUGGAGUGAGUUCAAUAAGCUUCAGGAACUUCCACAUCUUGAAGAUCUUUUGUUCGUCGGCAAUCCUCUAUACGACGGGUGUGAGUUGGAAGCGUGGCGCUCUGAAGCCGCGCGGCGUCUGCCCAAUCUGAAGAAGCUGGAUGGAGAGACCGUGUUGAGGGAGGACGAGCCUCCUUUGACUGUUGCAGAUAUGCAGCCUGAUGGCGGCGAUGCUGUGGAGACCCUGGUCAGCGCUGAAACUAAUGAUUAAUUAAUUUUUAAAAUAUCGUUUUAUUUAGCCAUGGCCACCUUAAUGGCCACUCACUGAACCGGAAACUAACCAUUAAUGUAGUUAAUUUGUCUAUGGCUGUCAUUACAAAUCUACCACAGAUUACUAAUUCUAUACUGCGUUAGGGCGGGAAAAUUCAAAAUUUUUU
Messenger RNA from Ostrinia nubilalis (European corn borer), 912 nucleotides. RefSeq names its product dynein axonemal light chain 1 (gene ODA-Dnal1). Gene Ontology annotation, biological process: outer dynein arm assembly. Bases 105 to 746 code for a protein of 213 amino acids. Gene Ontology annotation, cellular component: cytoplasm. Gene Ontology annotation, molecular function: dynein heavy chain binding; alpha-tubulin binding. The record is from RefSeq and is a predicted model, not a curated record. NCBI's taxonomy places the organism in Eukaryota, Metazoa, Arthropoda, Insecta, Lepidoptera, Crambidae. The transcript has 5 exons.